AUGUCGACAGAUCCCCCAACAUCACCCGACGAGAAAAGUCCGGGUGUCAAACGGAUUGAAAUCCUCUCCUCGCACAUUCAUCUAGUCGAUCGAAUCUUCUUGUUCUCCAGCAUCUUUCUUAUUGCUUACGUCUAUGGCUUGGAUAACCAGGUUCGGCAGACGUAUCAGCCUCUAGCCACAGCUGAAUACCAACAACACAGUCUGAUCUCCACCAUCAACGUCUUGCGCGCUGUGAUUGCAGCAGCAGCACAACCUACCGCCGCGAAAAUUGCUGAUGUUUUCGGAAGAGUCGAAGUGAUUCUCCUUUCGAUCGUGUUCUAUACAGUCGGGACCAUCGUGGAAGCCUGCGCGAACAAUGUGCAAACCUUUGCUGCGGGUGGUGUGAUAUUUCAGGUUGGUUAUACUGCAAUUGUCCUGCUGAUUCAGGUCUUAAUCGCCGAUAUCACCUCCCUCAAAUCCCGGUUGCUUUUCUCCUACAUUCCGUCGACACCGUUUAUCAUCAAUACGUGGAUCAGCGGUAAUGUCACUUCUUCCGUCCUGCAAGUCACUACUUGGAGAUGGGGAGUUGGGAUGUUCGCAGUCAUAUAUCCAGUGUGUACUCUUGCGUUGCUCACCCCACUCUACAUAAUACAGAGAAGGGCCAAAAAGCAGGGCGCCUUUGCGACAUACCAGAGCCCUGUCCGGCUGCUUGGAGCUCGUCAGCUUGUUAAAGAGUCGUUCUGGUAUCUCGACGUGGUCGGCAUCUUACUUCUUAUCGCCUUCUUGGCCUUGAUCUUGACCCCAUUUACAAUUGCGCACGGAGUCCAAUCGGAAUGGAAAACCGCCAAAGUCAUCGCCCCGCUCGCAGUCGGCGUCUGUUGCAUCCCGGCAUGGAUCGUCUGGGAACGCAAAUGCAAGCAUCCAAUGGUACCAUUCAAGUUGUUGAAAGAUCGGGCCGUCUGGGGCGCCUUGGGAAUUGCUGUCAUGCUGAAUACUGCAUGGGCCCUUCAGGGUAAUUAUCUCUAUACCGUCCUUGUUGUCAGCUUCGACGAGUCAAUUACCUCUGCGACAAGAAUCAUCUCCUUGUACAGCUUUGCAUCGGUUAUCACCGGUUGUCUACUCGGUUUCGUGAUCCUCAAGGUUCGAAGACUCAAAAUAUUCAUCAUUGUAGGGACGUUGCUUUUCAGUGUUGCCUUUGGCAUCCUCAUAUAUUUCCGUGGAGGGUCAGGAGGAUCCAGUCAUUCAGGUGUUAUUGGUGGACAAGUCUUGCUAGGUAUUGCUGGAGGUCUAUUCCCGUACUCAGCCCAAGCCAGUAUCCAGGCAGCUACCAAGCAUGAACAUCUUGCCGUGGUAACCGGUCUCUUUCUGGCCUGUUACAACGUCGGAAGCGCACUUGGCGAUACUAUCGCGGGCGCAAUCUGGACCCAAGUCCUUCCAGGGGAACUCAGCAAUAAGCUCGACGAUCCUGCACUCGUUCAGCAGGCAUACGGGGACCCGUUCACCUUUGCAUCUUCUCACGCCAUGGGAACGCCUCGGCUACUUUGCAUCACCGGCAUCUGCUUGACGGUGCCCUUGAUCGCUUUUGCGUUUUGCAUGAAGAACCCAAAGUUGACCAAUGAACAGAGCUUCGCCAAUGCCGAAGAAAGCGAAGAGUCUUCUUGA
Molecule: messenger RNA, 1641 nt
Organism: Aspergillus glaucus CBS 516.65
Lineage: Eukaryota; Fungi; Ascomycota; Eurotiomycetes; Eurotiales; Aspergillaceae
Gene: sit1
Product: putative siderochrome-iron transporter Sit1
Exons: 13
Coding region: 1-1641 (546 amino acids)
Biological process (GO): intracellular iron ion homeostasis; transmembrane transport
Cellular component (GO): endosome; vacuolar membrane
Molecular function (GO): siderophore-iron transmembrane transporter activity
Source: RefSeq, a predicted model, not a curated record